Camellia sinensis is the source of this 1933-nucleotide messenger RNA. Lineage: Eukaryota; Viridiplantae; Streptophyta; Magnoliopsida; Ericales; Theaceae. The record is from RefSeq and is a predicted model, not a curated record.
CAAAACAAACAGGCGCAUGGUUAGAGUGUAUUUUAUCAAAAUGUGCUCAAAAAAAAAAAGCAAACGACGUCGUCAGAGUCAGUUUGUGUCUCGGUCCAUGCCAAACCCUCCAAUCCAACGCGGUCGACUCUCUCUGAGUGAGGAGAAUCGUCUCUGAUCUGCUGAAAAUGGAGGAAGCAUCAAUGGAGAAGACUCAUCAGAAUUGGCAGAAGAAGAAGCCAUGGUUUUGGAGCUGGGCAUUCGCUUCAAUUCUCUUCAGACUCAUCCUCAUCUACUUCCCCCAAAACCUCUACUUGUCCUCUCGUCCCGAAGUCUCCACUCCUCUCACCUCCCUCCGCCGCCUGGCUGAAGGUUACUGGUUGAAACAGUCCUCGAUGUCUCCCUAUGCAGGUUCAAUGUAUCAUGGAUCUCCUAUUUUACUCUCAAUCCUUGGUCCUCUCACUGUUAAAAGAAUUGACGGCCAGCCAAAUCAACUUAUUUGCAGUUUGGUUUUUGUCAUUGCAGAUUUUGUCACUGCAAUGCUUAUUCGUUCAACUGGCCUGAAUCUUCAAAAAGCAUAUUCUCAAAGAUUGAAAUCACUAGGCCUUGUUGGACUGUUGGAAAAUUCAGGUGAUAAAAUUAUUCUUUCAUCUGGGGAUAUCGCUGCUCUGGUGUACUUAUGGAAUCCUUUUACCAUAGUCAGCUGUGUGGGUUUGUCUACUUCUCCAAUUGAAAAUUUGGUCAUCAUACUGUCACUUUACGGAGCUUGUACACGACAAAUUCCAUUGGCAGCUUUUGGGUGGGUCAUAGCAACACAUUUGUCCCUUUAUCCUGCUAUUCUGAUUGUACCGGUGAUUCUUUUAUUAGGUUAUGGUCCAGAUGCUCCCCCAAGGAAAUUGUUACUGCAAAGGAACUCCUGUGAACUGACAGGUCAACAGAAGGAACUGAAAAAUCAACCAGUGCAACUAAUUUGUUUCUCUUGGAAACCAGUUGUGUGUUUCUUCUUGUGGGCAUCCAUGUGGGCAUUCUACGUGUUAGUUCUAUGUGGCAUUUCUGUUAAACAAUAUGGUGGUCUUCGGGAGAUGUUUAAGAGAACUUAUGGGUUUAUUCUCACAGUGGAAGACUUGUCUCCGAAUAUAGGCGUCUUGUGGUACUUCUUUGCGGAAGUGUUUGAUUUUUUCAGAAAUUUCUUUCUGAUGGUUUUCCAUUUAAAUAUUCUAUUCAUGAUAUUGCCAUUAGCCAUACGGCUAAACCACCGGCCUUGCUUUCUGGCUUUUGUGUACAUUGCAAUCUCAUCAAUGCUUAAAUCUUACCCUUCAGUUGGAGACUCGGCUCUGUACUUGGGUUUGUUGGGUUUGUUUAUCAAUGAACUAGCAGAUAUGAGGUUCUCUUUCUUCCUCUUCUGUGGAUACAUUGGGGUUUCUCUCCUUAGCCCUGUGAUGCACAACCUAUGGAUAUGGAGGGGCACUGGCAAUGCGAACUUUUACUUUGCAACUGCCAUGGCUUAUGCUUGCUUGCAGAUUAUUUUGGUGGUGGAGAGCGUGGGUGCAAUGCUCAACCAUGACAGGAAGAUAAAAAAGCUGUCUACCACGAACGCUUGAGAUUGUGGAUCUAACAAGAAUAUCAUCAUCUGCAACAAAGGACCUUUUUGCCAGAAAUUUUCAGAUAAUUCACUCCUCUUGCUUCAAUGGAGAUGUCCAAAAGAUUUUAUUUUGUUUUAUUUUAUUUUGAUUUUAGUUUUUAUAGCAGUCCCUUGAAACAUGGUCCCCCAUCACCUUUUGUAUGUGUUUUUAAUAUUAAAAAAAAAAUACAGAGAACUAUUUAGCUUUGAUAGAUCAAUUUUUUUGUGUCCUGUUCACUAUACGUGUCCACUGUACUUGCAGAAAAUAGAACCAUUUUCAAUUUUCUUUCACUAUUUUCAUAUUGGAAUAGAGAAGUAAACACCAUUUUGUCA